AUGGACUUGGCUCUGGUAACAGGCGGAUUGGCCUUUGUUGGGCUUUCAUCGUAUGUUGUUAGACGUUUACGUGGAUGUCGAGUGAACUGCUGGUUCUGCAACACCGACCAGGUCGUGCCGUGGUCGUCAAAGAACGCGUUCGUUUGCACAGGUUGCGAUCAGUACAAUGGUUUCAACGAGGAUGGCGACUACAACAAGCAAAUUCUGGGACAGCACUUUGCAUCAAGCCGAACACAAAAAAUGCGCUUCUGCAAUUCGGGGCUUCUCAGUGACCGGCCAGAUGUGGUACCAUCACGCUUUGAAAAUGGAUUGUGCGAGGAAUGCAAUCAAAAGCAAGAAAUAAUUGUUGAACGAUUAAGCCAAUUUGAGCCGAAAAAUGAGAGUCACUGGCAAGCUGAGGUUGACGACUACAAGAAUCGGCUCAAUAAGAUCUACGCUUUGUGUGAACCGUGUUUGAUGGCUUCACAAAGGAAACUUAGACGAGAUAAGAGUCUCUACGGCUACUUGAUGCACUUGACGAGCUUUGGAAGAAAGCUGGCUUCAACGAUUGUGAAUGGCAAUAACUCAUCACCGAACAAAAAGACAAAGAAAAGUCGAAAAUGUUUCUUCGCUGGUGGCCGAGUAACGGAGAUUAAUCAUUUCGUUGUUUUCAUCAUCGCAACGCUUUUGGCUCUCGCCGAAGUCAACUUUUUACAGCAAAUAUCCAAUGGAAUGCCAUCGAUUGACGGGUUUUUGUCUUCAUUUCUCGGGAAUGCAACCGCACCGUUGUUGGGCUUCGUACAUGAUUCAUUCUACGGCGCCAUCAUUUUGCUCUUCGCUUCUAAUUCAAUUGCAAUGUUAUCGAACAAAUGCAGGAUCUCGUUUCCCGAUCUGUUGGUUUUCGUACUUAGUUUGCUGCUUUUCACGAUUGCCCACGAUGUCUUUCCGAAAUCGUUUCAAAAGGAUCUCGUUUUAUUCCGAUGCGGUUUCUCGUCGUUGUUGUUUUGUCUUUCCACUGCCGUCUGGAUACUUCCUCGAAAGUUAAAGCACAAGAAACGGCCGAACACAAUUGCUAGUGCCUUCUCCAUUGCUUCAACUCCAAUGUCACAAUGUAGUACGAUUCGAUCGGCUAGAAUUUCAAUGAACGGAUCGAUGUUGAUCAACUCACCAAUGCAAGAUCGAUUCAACAAGGCAUCGAAUCGAUCACCUUCGCAAAUCUCUUUUGGCGUUGAAAGCAUUCACACAACGAGCACAUUAGAGAAGUCUGCUACGGGUCUCUUCGACUUCAAGCAUCAACAGGAAAAAAACAAGGAAAAUCGUUCACCGGCUUCACACAUCUUCUCGUCAUCUUCGCGCACUCCCUCGGCGAGCAGCCUCGUCUCGUCGCUCAAUCAAUGGAGGGAUACUCGUGAAACGACACCCAUCUCACCGCAAAACGAGCACAACCGAAUGGAAUGGGAGCACAGUGAUGUCGGGCGCACUCCAUCUCAUCCGGUACUCCGGCAACGACAAUCGUCUCCACCUCGAAUCGGCGAAAUAAAACGUAAAUCGCGCGAGAACACUCCAUCGAGGGAUUUGGGUGGACUGCUGGGCGGACUAAAACUGGGAAAAGGUGAUUCCUCAUCGCCUCAUCGUGGUCCCUUCAGCUCAUUGUCUUUUCAUCCGGGUGUCCGCAAUGCCUAUUCGGUUGCCUCUGAGAAAUCAUUUCAAACCGCCUACCAGAACAAAUCUCACUACACUGGUUUCACGUCGGUGUCUCAACGUUCGCCAAAUCCCUUGGCAAUGCCUCCAUCGUUGAGGAGUCGUUUUACGAAUGAUUCGGCCUCUGUGAGUACGCGGUUAACCGAUCCACAUCCACAAUAUCAACCACAACCGACUCAAAAAUUGCUUGUCGCCCUCGUUAUUCAAGAGCCGCUAGCAAGUCUGCUUCACGAAAGAAUAACGAGAAACAGUAGCGAAUCGAUCAAUCUCCCCUGCGGAAAGCCUAACAAAAUGACCGGUGUCGAGCAAUCCUCAGCCAUUCCACAACACCAACGGCCCGCCGAGAGUGAACAGACAAAGAAAAGUCGAAAAUGUUUCUUCGCUGGUGGCCGAGUAACGGAGAUUAAUCAUUUCGUUGUUUUCAUCAUCGCAACGCUUUUGGCUCUCGCCGAAGUCAACUUUUUACAGCAAAUAUCCAAUGGAAUGCCAUCGAUUGACGGGGUUUUGUCUUCAUUUCUCGGGAAUGCAACCGCACCGUUGUUGGGCUUCGUACAUGAUUCAUUCUACGGCGCCAUCAUUCUGCUCUUCGCUUCUAAUUCAAUUGCAAUGUUAUCGAACAAAUGCAGGAUCUCGUUUCCCGAUCUGUUGGUUUUCGGGCUCAGUUUGAUGCUUUUCAUAAUUGCCCACGAUGUCUUUCCGAAAUCGUUUCAAAAGGAUCUCGUUUUAUUCCGAUGCGGUUUCUCGUCGUUGUUGUUUUGUCUUUCCACUGCCGUCUGGAUACUUCCUCGAAAGUUAAAGCACAAGAAACGGCCGAACACAAUUGCUAGUGCCUUCUCCAUUGCUUCAACUCCAAUGUCACAAUGUAGUACAUCACCCAUCUCACCGCAAAACGAGCACAACCAAAUGGACUGGGAACACAGUUAUGUCGGGCGCACUCCAUCUCAUCUGAUACGCCGGCAAGGACAAUCGUCUCCACCUCGACUCGGGGAAUUUUCACGGCAAAACGAGCACAACCAAAUGGAGUGGGAACACGGUGAUGUCGGGCGCACUCCAUCUCAUCUGGUACGGCGGCAACAACAAUCGUCUCCACCUCGAAUCGGGGGAAUAGAACGUAAAUCGCGCGAGAGCAUUUCAUCGAGAGAUUUUGGAGGACUAAAACUGGGAAAAGGUGAUUCCUCAUCGCCUCAUCAUGGUUCCUUCAGCUCAUUGUAUUUUCAUCCGGGUGUCCGCAAUGCCAAUUCGGUUGCCUCUGAGAAAUCAUUUCAAACAACCUACCAGAGCAAAUCUCACUACACUGGUUUCACGCCGGUGUCUCAACGUUCGCCAAAUCCCUUGGCAAUGCCUCCAUCGUUGAGGAGUCGUUUUACGAAUGAUUCGGCCUCUGUGAGCACCCGGUUAACCGAUCCACAUCCACAAUAUCAACCACAACCGACUCAAAAAUUGCUUGUCGGCCUCGUUGUACUGUGUUUCCUUUCAAAUAUACUUCCGAUCUAUUAUCUUUGGGUUAAACCCUGGAUU
Mesorhabditis belari is the source of this 3198-nucleotide messenger RNA. Lineage: Eukaryota; Metazoa; Nematoda; Chromadorea; Rhabditida; Rhabditidae. The record is from the annotation of a GenBank genome assembly.